Chrysochloris asiatica (Cape golden mole) is the source of this 2079-nucleotide messenger RNA. It is a transcript of the gene TTF1, whose product is annotated as transcription termination factor, RNA polymerase I. NCBI's taxonomy places the organism in Eukaryota, Metazoa, Chordata, Mammalia, Afrosoricida, Chrysochloridae. The record is from RefSeq and is a predicted model, not a curated record. The transcript is spliced from 8 exons. Bases 1 to 2079 code for a protein of 692 amino acids.
AUGGAUGGAAAAUCAACCAGAUAUGAUAUCCACACUCCAGCUAUUAAGAAGAAAAAGAAAAAACACUCGGUAGAUAAGGAAAGACAUCAGGAGUGUUCCAGUAUAAGUUUCAAAGGUUCCUGCCUGGCAAAUGAACAGUCUCAAAUAACUAAGAAGAAAAAGAAGAAAAAAAAUAAACAGCAUCUCAUUUCUUCUCCUGUGAACAGUUCAGAAACUUGUCAAGAGAUUGCAACGGCCAUUUCAACACUCAAAAAGAAGAAAAAGAAGAAAAAACAUGCUUUAGGGGUAGACAAAGAGACGGGUAUUGCAUAUGUCCAUGUAAAUAAAGAAAAUAUUGAGAACACACCAGAGAAUUUUAGAAAGGAUAAUGAUGUCAUUCAUGGUCGUCUGAACAAGAAACAAAAGUCAAGAAAAGAACCUGAAGCAAAUGAACUUCCUACAGUUCUGAAGUCAUAUAAAAAUGAGUCAGAAGAACUGCAUAAUAAAGUUAGAAGAAAAAAGCAUAAAAAACAUCAUCAGACAGGAACAUCCUGUGAUAGCCAGGAAAGCCCACAUGCCAGCAUUGCCUUACACCAGUCGGAAUCACAGGAGCAGGAAUCCCUGCUCUCUGUGGACCUACAAAGAGAAAUUCCAGAACUCUUAGUAUCUGCUGAUAAAAAAAAAUCUAAGAAAAAAAAGAAGAAGAAGAAGAUUUCAAAUAGCCCAGGGUUUGAGGCGCUGACCAUGCCAGAGGGUCUUGAGAACGUAUAUUCUGAAGGAUCACAAAUCAUCGGUGAGAUCGGUACUGUAGAAGGCAGUAAUGCACUUACAGGGAUCAAGGACUCCAACGGUACAAAGAGAAAGUCUAAGAAAAGGAAGCGAAGGUCUUUUGUGGAAACUGCUGUUGGAUCUGGUGCUGAUUUUUCAGUGCUUAAUAAGAACUCUGAGAACACACAUAGAGAUCUGGAAGGUGAUGAUUCACUGACAGGCGAGGGGACGUUGAUUGAAGAAAGUAUGAAGCCCAGGACAAAAAAGAAGAAAACCAAGUCCCAUUCAGAAGAAACAUAUGUGGAAGAAGUUCAGAGGUUAGAAUCCACAAGUGAAGAAGAAAGCAAUUUAGAACCAUCUAGACAUUCUGAAACAUGUUUAUCUGAAGACUCAAGAAAUUCUGAUGAUUCUGAUGUAGAUUUGGGUUCUGCCGUGAAACAGCUCCAAGAAUUUAUUCCUAAUAUUAAGGAAAGGGCUGCCACUACUAUUAAGCGGAUGUAUCGGGAUGACUUGGAACGGUUUAAAGAAUUUAAAGCAGAAGGUGUUUCUAUUAAAUUUGGGAAGUUUUCUAUUAAGGAGAAUAAACAAUUAGAGGAAAAUGUGCAAGAAUUUCUGUCCUUGACAGGAAUUGAAACUGCAGACAAGCUGCUACACACUGACAGAUAUCCACAGGAGAAAUCUGUGAUCACUGACUUAAAGCGGAAAUACGGAUUUAGAUUGCACAUUGGCAAGGGCAUCGCUCGACCUUGGAAACUAGUAUAUUAUAGAGCAAAGAAGAUGUUUGAUAUCCAUAAUUACAAAGGCAGGUAUAGUAAAGGAGAUACUGAGAAGUUAAAGCUAUACCAUUCCCUCCAUGGAAAUGAUUGGAAGAAAAUUGGUGAGAUGGUGGCCCGGAGUAGCCUCUCUGUUGCCCUGAAGUACUCCCAGAUCAGCAGUCAAGUCAAUCACGGUACUUGGAGUAAGACUGAAACCCGGAAACUAGUCAAGGCCGUUGAACAAGUGCUUCUAAAGAAGAUGUCUCUCCAGGAGUUAAAUGAGAUGGAUCCUAGCCUUCAGGAAAAUCCUGAAGGCCGCCUAUCAGUUGUUCGGAAAAAACUCUACAGGGGAAUAUCUUGGAUAGAAGUAGAAGCUAAAGUGGAAACCAGAAAUUGGAUGCAGUGUAAAAGUAAGUGGAUGGAAGUCUUAACCAAAAGGAUGACUAAAGGACAUGAUGUGUACAGGGGAGUCAACGCCUUGCAGGCAAAAAUCAAUCUCAUUGAAAGGUUGUAUGAAAUAAACGUGGAAGAUGCUAAUGAAAUAGAUUGGGAAGAUCUUGCCAGUGCCAUAGGGUAA